CGUUCCACAACACUGGUCGACGCUAGGAAGAAGAAGAAAACAAUUUGCCACAGUCACAAUUUAAUUUCUUUAGUUUUUUGGGUUUUUAUUAAAAUUUAGAGCACGCACCGAAUCAAAACGGCGAUAAGUGGCAGCCGAACUGAGUUUUCAAUCCGAGGAUAAACGUCAAUUAGGGGUUUUGCUGAUGCAACCCAAGCAUUCAGCAGGGCAACAACAAGACACACACUAAAUACAAAUUUUCAGUUCUUUGCCAGAUGUUCAUACGUCGCCUCGCCAUCAACCGAAACCGAAUUUCCACUCGCAACCGAUUCUUCCAGGCAUCCAACUGAACUCCACCAUGGACGUAUCCGCCUCCACGUCGUUCGAAUCCUCGCCGGAUAAGCGGAGCAGCACCUACGUGGGCGACAAUACUUUAUAUGACAGUGCCCUGGACCACCAGCUGUCCACCACGGCCUACAAGUCCUGUAAUGAGAGCCUUAUCAGCGAACUGAGCCAAACUCCCUUGACCUCGGCCAACAAAACAGGCGGUGCGGAAUUUGGCAAUGAAUCGGCCGUCUUCAAGGCCUUUGGAUCCCCGGCGCCGGCAGCUUUCAACAGUCCUACGCCAGCUCUCAAUGCCAGCAUGCUGCUGAUUCAAUCCGAGAGCACUGACACAAAUACCUCGCAGGAGGAGGUGGACCCCAAGUCGCAGCUGGCCAACAAGACAAUAUUCAAGACGGAUAAUCCCAACCUGUCAAUUAUAGAGAUUAACGAUAACUCGAUUAAGGAGGAGGACCUCGAGAAGGUGGUGCUGGUGGAGGGGGACAGCGUGAUGAACCUCCUGAAGAAGUCGCCCAGCAAAGACACUGCUGCGAAUGCAGAUAAGAGACGCCGCAAGGAAUCGCUGCUGCAGACGAGCAAGCAAAAGCUGGACAUCUCCAUUGCCGAGGCCUCGGCUGCUGCUGAUGGCGAUGGCGAUAAGCGGGAUCUGGUGCCGGUCAUCGAUCAGCCGCCGCAAACCAAGCGCGAAAUCACAAUCUACGAUACCAUUGAAGAGUUCGAACAGAAUCUGCCCUCGACUGUGACGUUGCUGAACACGCCCUUUGGCAGCAAGGUCUAUCUCGUGGGCACGGCCCACUUUAGUGAGGAGUCGCAGGAUGACGUCUCAUAUGUCAUACGCAAUGUCCGUCCAGAUGUGGUCAUGGUUGAGCUGUGUCCCUCGCGUAUACACAUCCUGAAGCUCGAUGAAAAGACGCUGCUGGAAGAGGCCAAGAGCAUCAAUAUUCCCAAGAUACGCGGAAUCCUGCACACUCAUGGCUACAUCAACGGCAUAUUUUUCAUCCUGCUGCUGCAGAUGAGCGCUCAGAUCGCCAAAGACCUGGGAAUGGCUCCGGGCGGAGAGUUCCGGCGUGCCUUCGAGGAGAUCCACAAGCUGCCCGGCUGCAUUCUGCACCUGGGCGAUCGGCCCAUCCGCAUCACACUAUACCGCGCACUGCGUGCCCUGUCCCUGUGGCAGACCAUGAAGCUGGUCUGGCGCCUGACCUUCACGGACAGCAUCAGCAUCGAGGAGGUGGAGGAGUGCAAGCAAAGCGAUCUGCUGGAGAAGCUGAUGCAGGAGAUGGCCGGCGAGUUUCCGGCGUUCUCUGAUGUUUUCGUGCGCGAGCGCGACCUCUUCCUGUGCCACUCGCUGCAGCUGGCUGCACUGCCCCAGGCGGCGCCCGGUGCCCAGCAGAUCCGUCCAGUACGCGUGGUCGGAGUUGUGGGCAUCGGCCAUGCCAAUGGCAUUGCCAAGAUGUGGGGCACCGUGGACCCCAAGAAGAUUCCGGCCAUUCUCGAAAUUCCACCGGCCAGCAUAGGCCAGCGCGUCUGCAAGUAUACGCUAAAGUACGGCCUGAUUGGCCUGGGAUGCUACGGUGCCUUCCGCUUUUUCCGGCCCCGCCUGACCCGAUUCUUUUAGUUGGAUUGUGGACCAAGUAUGAGGCGACUGUCUGCUACGUUGUUGAUUUUAUUUUUUAGUAACUAACGAACCCCUGCGCUGAUUUACACAUUUAAGCGUACGCAGAUGAAGCGAAUUAGUUGUAUUGUAUUUUAUUGUACAAUAAUGUUUUGAUAGACUCGUUUAUAUACGAAAUAUAUCCAUGGAUGUAUACACCUGCGUACACAGAUACUACCAAACACAAACAGAAAAGACCAUUACACAUAAUCUUAGUUAUAAAAGUCAAAAAUUCCUAGAAAUCAAAAAAUGUCAGAAUGUAAGAAAUCGGUAUAUCGAAAAGGUUAUCAUUGUUUCCAAAACAUUUUUGAAUUUUUCAGUUUUAAAAUGUGUUAUUUACAAACAAAGAAACUAUCACAGUUCGAAUAAGCUUUGAUCUAGAUUUCAAAAAGUAAUAAAUUGUAGCUAACCUAUUCGCGGGUUUUAUCACAUUGUUAUUGUCCACCUGAUUGUUAACCCAACAGAACCACAUUGUAUAUGAAACUUAGUUUUGGAUAGUUAGGGCAUCGUAUUCCAUGUUGUAUGUAAAAGGUUUCCUAGCAGGCCUGGCUUGUGUUAGGCUCGAGAAUGCAAUGUAAAUUCCAAGAACUCAACUACAUAUAGAACCCGCCUCCGCAUUCGCAUUACAUUAUCUUCCACUCCUAAUCAUAGAUGUUGUUCAUUCCGUAGCGAAAAUCUAAACGUUAGCUAGUACUGUUCUGAAUAGAGGGAAUACGUGAUGGUCCUUCCAAUGGCCGUGUGUUAUAAAUGUAUAACUAAUGCUAAAUGCUAAACAAAGAGGAAUUUUACAAAACGAAAACCGAAACAUACCAACCCAAUAUGUACUUUAUUACCUAUACUAUAUACCAUACUAUAUCUGAGCGUUGUAAACGUAACAAAAAAAAUGUUUUAGAAAUACGAAUACCAAGCGAACUAUAAGCAGUCUGUAUGUAUUUUGACGCAUGAUUAUUAGCUGCGUAGAUUUGCUAAUCCGUAAAUGGUGUUAUGUAGCAUUUAGAAUAGAACCAACCACCCGAAGCAAACGAGCCUUGUUUGUAACUGACUCAAAUAAAUGUACUAUAUGUAUUCCAGUCGAUAAAA
Messenger RNA from Drosophila subpulchrella, 3052 nucleotides. Its product is annotated as traB domain-containing protein. The record is from RefSeq and is a predicted model, not a curated record. Bases 338 to 1936 code for a protein of 532 amino acids. The transcript has 5 exons. NCBI's taxonomy places the organism in Eukaryota, Metazoa, Arthropoda, Insecta, Diptera, Drosophilidae.